Molecule: messenger RNA, 3266 nt
Organism: Nezara viridula (southern green stink bug)
Lineage: Eukaryota; Metazoa; Arthropoda; Insecta; Hemiptera; Pentatomidae
Source: the annotation of a GenBank genome assembly
CGCUUCAUACUUACAUACAACGAAACGAAAACAUUUAUUAUUGAAAAUUGGUUUACAUCGCUUCAGUGAUCUCUCAAUCAGUUACUAAGAUUUAAAGGACCAAACCUAGAAAUAUCGCAUUCCUGGCAAUGUUUUAACGACCAAUCCAUGGAUUAUCUCAUGCUUAUUGCUAGUAACUUCUAUGUAUGAAUGAUAAACCUCUAUGAGUUUUCUAUGUAAAUAUUAUUGUCUUUUAAAUUUGCACUAAUCACUUAAAAUCUUAAAAAUAAAUGUUCUGUUAACCUGAAUUAUACGUUUUACAAAUAACUUCGUAAUUAUCACGAUGGAUGUCAGUAAUUUAUGAUCUGAUGAAGAUUUGAUAAGAUUGUUUACAAGUUCUGGCGGGAAAAUGUCUCAGCGUAGCAUCACAUCUUUUUUCUCACGAUCUUCAGCAUCACAAGUUAAAAAGACUGAUGAAAGUGAUGAAUCAACAUUGGGUGAAAAUGGUCCGACUCUUGCUAGAAUUGGAGAUUCCCCAAUUAGAAAGUAUUCAGGAAAACGGAAGCGACCUCAGAAAAUAUUAAGUGACAGUGAAGAUGAAAGCGAAACCAAAAGUAAAGAAGAUCCCAAACCAGAAAAUAAUGGCAAUGAUGCUUUGGAAGACAAGGAAAAUGAAAAAAAUAAUGAAAGCGAAGAAUCAAAUUCUACUUCUGAAAAAGAUUUCACUCCUCCUUCACCUAAAAAGAAAAAGUCAUCUGAAAUUGAAACAAAUAAAGACUCAAAAGAUAAUGAAAUUGAAACAAAUGGAAAAGAAAAACCAAAAAUCACUUCUCCUUCUCUUAAAAAGAAAAAAUCAUCAAAUGCUAAGUCAAAAAAAUCCUUAAAAAAUAAUAAGACUGACACUAAUGGAAAAGAAGAAUCUAAAAUUACUUCUCCUUCUCCUAAAAAGAAAAAAUCACCUGAUAUUAAAUCAGCAGAUAAAACGUCGAAAGAUAAGAAGGCAAACAUAAAUGAAGAAGAAAAAUCUGAAAGCAUUAAGGAAGAAUCUAAAAGCACUGAUGAAAAGGAUGCUGAAAAUAGUAAUAAGAAAAAUAUUAAAAAUAUUUUUGGCGGGUUUAGUAAUCAGACAAAGACUGCAUCAGAAAAGAACAUUGCUGCGUUUGAUCCAUCUAAAAGUAAUUACCACCCUAUCGAUGAUGCUUGCUGGGAACAUGGUAAAACGGUACCUUAUUCAGCUUUAGCUAGAACCUUUGAGAAAAUUGAAGAAAUAUCUGCAAGAUUAAAAAUAGUAGAAAUCCUCAGUAACUAUUUCCGAUCAGUUAUUGUCCUCAGCCCUGAUGACCUGCUGCCUUCUGUCUAUUUAUGUUUAAAUCGAAUCGCUCCCGCCUUUGAAGGAAUUGAACUUGGUGUUGCGGAGACUAACUUAAUGAAGGCUAUUGCUCAAGCAACCGGUAGGAGUAUGGCACAAAUCAAAUCAGAUGUUGCUUCACUUGGAGAUUUGGGAUUAGUCGCUGAACAAAGUAAAUCCAGUCAAAGAACGAUGUUUACUCCAGCACCACUCACAGUUCAGAGCGUUUUUAAUAAAUUGAAAGACAUAGCACUCAUGACCGGAAAUGCUUCUCAGGGAAAGAAAGUCGACAAAAUUCAUUCUAUGCUGGUAGCUUGUAAAGGGACAGAAGUGAGGUAUCUAAUCAGGUCGCUAGCUGGAAAAUUGAGGAUCGGUCUCGCUGAGCAGUCCGUUUUGCAGGCCCUGGCACAAGCAUACAUGAUGACUCCUCCUUCUGAAAAAUAUCCACCUGAAGUUAUUAAUUCUACUAAAGGAUUGUCGACAGAAAAAUUCAAAGCCAAACUGGAUGAAUAUUCCUUAGUUUUAAAAACUACUUAUUGUGAAUGCCCAAAUUAUAAUUUAAUUAUUCCUGUUUUAUUGAAAGAAGGAUUAUUAGCCUUGCCAGAACAUUGUAAAUUAACUCCUGGAGUACCUCUGAAGCCUAUGCUUGCGCAUCCGACGAAAGGUGUUCAGGAAGUACUGAAAAGAUUUGAAGGCUUAAAAUUCACUUGUGAAUGGAAAUAUGAUGGUGAAAGAGCACAAAUACAUUUAUCAGAAGAUGGAAAAAUUUCAAUUUACAGUAGGAAUCAAGAGAAUAAUACGUCAAAAUAUCCUGACAUAGUUUCAAGAUUAAAAUCUGCUUUAAAAGACACAGUGAAAUCGUGCAUCAUUGACACAGAAGCUGUCGCAUGGGAUCUAGAAACUCAUAAAAUCAGGCCAUUCCAAAUAUUGACCACAAGAAAAAGGAAGGAUGCUAAUGAAUCAGAAAUCAAAGUUCAGGUGUGCGUGUUCAUGUUUGAUUUAUUAUAUCUAAAUGGUGAAUCACUUGUUAAAGAAACACUUCUUAAAAGAAGGGAACUACUAAGGGAAAACUUUGUUGAAGUUGAGGGUCAGUGGGCAUUUGCCACGAGUCUUGAUACGAGUGCGAUGGAAGAAGUACAAGAGUUCUUAGAAGAAUCUGUUAAAGGUAACUGUGAAGGCUUGAUGGUGAAAACCUUGGAAGAAGAUGCUACUUACGAAAUAGCUAAGCGAUCAAGAAAUUGGUUAAAACUCAAAAAAGAUUACAUCGAUGGUGUCGGUGAUAGCAUCGAUGUUGUUGUGAUAGGUGGAUACUUAGGGAGAGGUAAAAGAACGGGUCAUUAUGGAGGCUUUUUGUUGGCUUGUUACGAUCCUGAAAAUGAGGAAUACCAAUCUCUAUGUAAGAUUGGAACAGGCUUUAGUGACGAAGAUUUACAAAAACAUUCUGAAUUUUUUAAAAGUCACGUCAUUGAAUCAGCUAAAUCCUAUUACCGCUAUGAGGGCUCACUUGAACCAGACCACUGGUUCGAUGCAGUACAGGUAUGGGAAAUAAAAUGUGCUGAUUUGUCCCUGUCUCCGGUCCAUCGAGCUGCCAUCGGUAUUGUUGACCCAGAAAAGGGAAUCUCAUUAAGAUUUCCAAGGUUUUUAAGAAUACGAGAAGAUAAACCUGUGGAACAAGCAACUUCAGCACAGCAGAUUGCUGACAUGUAUCAUAAUCAAGAUAUAAUUAAAAAUCAGCAAAAUGAAAAUAAAAAGAUAUCAGAAGAAGACUUUUACUGAUAACUUUAUUUCGUAUUUGUAAAUAUAAUUGUAAAAAACAAAUUUUAUAAACUUCUCUUAUUGCUGACAUUUGUCAGAAUGUAUAAAUAUUUAAUGUUAUUAUAUCUUAAAUACAGACCGUUGUUAAAUAUUUAAUAUUUCAUGGAAUAAAACUAUGUUAAAG